AUGGUGAGCUCCUCAAACUCAAACAGUGGCACACAUGUACAAUUUGGUGACACAAGCCACACCAAGAUAUUUGUGGGUGGAUUGCCAUGGGAGACUCAAAGAGACACCAUGAAAAGCUAUUUCGAGCAGUUCGGGGAGAUCCUAGAGGCUGUUGUCAUCACUGACAAAAUCACAGCAAGAUCAAAAGGCUAUGGUUUUGUGACGUUCAAGGAUCCAGAAGCAGCAGGGAGAGCUUGUGAAAAUCCUAAUCCUAUCAUUGAUGGAAGGACAGCAAAUUGUAAUCUUGCAGCCCUGGGUGCCCAGAAGAAUCAUUCAGCCACUCCUCAACCUCAACCUCAACCUCAUGAACGUGGUGGUUUGCUGAAUGAAGCUGAGGAGGGAAUGAAGAAAUCCAGAGCAUCAUCCAGACCCUUUAUCAACACAACCUCUACGUAUUUCUAUUUCCAUCAACACAACCCCCAAUAUGCAUUCCCCUAUUAUUCUGCUUACGGAUACCCAGUUUACCAGCAGGACAACUUUGCAACGAUGCAGAGUUAUAAUUACAAUGGAUAUGGUGGUGGCGGUGGUGGUGGUGGUCGGGGCCAACGCCACUACUACUCUAACUCUAGUAAUGCUGCUGGAGGCCCUGGAGUGUAUCAUCCGUUUUGUUUCUAUUCUCCAUCUCCUAUGAUGAUUCUUGUACAGCAGCAGCAGCCACAGCAACAGGACCCAACAACAUCCAACGCCAAACUAGAACCAACAGCCUCCUCACAUACACUCACAGUCACAGGGAAACAGCAACAGCAUCCUCUCAGACAAGAUCCAACAAGAAGAAGAAACUGA
Prunus mume (Japanese apricot) is the source of this 822-nucleotide messenger RNA. RefSeq names its product putative RNA-binding protein ARP1. Lineage: Eukaryota; Viridiplantae; Streptophyta; Magnoliopsida; Rosales; Rosaceae. Gene Ontology annotation, molecular function: RNA binding. The record is from RefSeq and is a predicted model, not a curated record.